GAUCAUACGAGUCUUCGAUACGAUGAAAACUCAUGUAUAAAUGCUUGAACUCUGUAUGAGCAUCCAGCACCAUAGAGAAAACGCUUUCCUUGAACUCAGUACACAGCCCGACAUGCUUACGAAAGAUUCGAAUUCGAUAGCAGCGGAAAACUGAAGGGUUUCUGCAGCAAGCAAUCUCAACAUGGCUGAGCUGGUCAACAUGAACCAAUUCAUGACGGCUAUUGUCAUUGUCGUGGGGUACCUCAGCAUUCAGGGAGAGAUUUUUGGUUACCGAAAGACCGCAAAGUCCUUUUUUGUCUCGGCCACCAUUCUAUCCUUCAUGUUGUACCUUCUCAACCUCAUGGUAUUCCUAUUGCGUCACUAUCUCAGAGGAAAGGGUGCGCCGACGCGGAUACUUACUAGACAACUGGACCAAUUUCUCCUUGAUAGGGAAAACAAUGGUAAAGUGAAUGGUCACAGUCUAGUGAGUGGAUUGAUGCUGGUUCAGGAGAAUUGCAGAGAUGCGCAGUUGAACUAG
Paraphaeosphaeria sporulosa is the source of this 517-nucleotide messenger RNA. RefSeq lists its product as uncharacterized. The record is from RefSeq and is a predicted model, not a curated record. NCBI's taxonomy places the organism in Eukaryota, Fungi, Ascomycota, Dothideomycetes, Pleosporales, Didymosphaeriaceae. Bases 182 to 517 code for a protein of 111 amino acids. The transcript has 3 exons.